Molecule: messenger RNA, 2048 nt
Organism: Bursaphelenchus okinawaensis
Lineage: Eukaryota; Metazoa; Nematoda; Chromadorea; Rhabditida; Aphelenchoididae
Source: the annotation of a GenBank genome assembly
AUGACAACUCCAGAAGUGCUCAGGUACGUGGCUUUGUUUUUGUUUUUCCAAUAUCUACCAUGGUAUUUGCGAAGGUAUCAUGACUAAUGAUGCCAAAGUCUAUUUGUGUUAUUAUAAACAGUCUCUCUUUGAGUCACAUUAACAUUGGGAAAGUCACAGUCUUACCUCACAUUCCAGGUGACAUUGUGGCUGUAAUAUUGUGACUUUGGCACUGUAAUUGUGACUUUAUUACAGUAAACCUUAUAUUUUUGUUGAACUACUGUAUUUGUUAGACUAUAAAUCUCUUCAAAUUAUACUUUUGUAUAUUCACCAUGCCUAUAUUAACCAGCCGGCUGUUAUCAAUCGUUUUCAGCUACUCGUUAGCGCUAUGUUCCCAGACACUGCUCUGCGUGGUGGGUACCAUCCUCAACAUCGUAUGUCUGCUGGCCUUCAUGACCGCCUUCACUCAGUCGUACUACCGCAAGACCUCGUUACUCAUCUACCUGGUGGCCUUGAGUGUGUGCAACACGCUACAGCUGACGCUGUCCUUCUUUGUUAUCGUACUGCCGGCUACUGAGCAAGUAAGUCAAUAAUUAAUGACUACUGAACCACAAUCUCUUACAUUGUUCUUGUUUACCAUGCAAUAACAGAGUAAUCUUGCCAUCUAUUAUUGGGUGUUAUCGCCAAAAUUAGCAUUAUUAGAACUGCAAAAGUGUUACCUAAAGAUAGUUUACAAUAAACAAAAAAUUUAAGUGUGGAAUACUGUAAUAACACAGUAAAUUAUCAUACAUUGUAGGGGUUAUACAGUAAUAUUUGCAAUCACAGUUAAUACCUAAUUACACUUUCAAAUUUCAGUUUAUGGACGACUUACAGUACCCCUCAGAGUACGAGUUACUACGGUCGUUCAAUCAGAAGACCUUGUCUCUUGCAUAUCCUUUGUUAAUGUCUGCCAACUAUGCCUCUAUCUGGAUACUUACUCUGAUAUGUGCUCAAAGAUACCAAAGUAUAUGCCAUCCGAGUUCACCAUGGAAGCGACGCCUUGGUAUCUUCAAGCACAGCACGCUGUGCGUUGCUGUUGUUGUCAUAUUUUCUUUGCGUAUGUUUUUACAUGUUUUAGAUAAUAUUAAGUGAUCAUACAGUUAAAAGAAGAGGCUAUAUUAAGCUGAUUUAGUAUAUAGGGGUUUUACAAGGUUAAUAUGAAGCGUUACUUUAGUUAGUAUUUUAAACAUUUUUUAAAUUUAAACUUUUUUUAGUGUUCAAUUUCCCCCGCUACUGGGAAUUGCAUGGUAUUCGAGAGUAUUUACUGUACAAAAUAAUCCAGGAAGGUAUUAUAUACGGAUUUGUCGUAUACGGGGCACCAAUGACAUUACUGAUAUGGUUAAACUACAAUACGAUUCAAAUCGUCAGGAAACACGAUGUAAGUGAUAUUACAGUGUAGAAUUACUGUCAAUUAUGCACUAGUUUAUAGUAAUAUGAUGUUUAAAAACUAAGGUUUACUUUGUGUUAUGUUUGGAAAUAACUGUCAUUUGCAGGACAUACCACUACGACCAUCAGCGGAGCACAGGACGGCCUUGAUGACGAGUUCUGUGUUUACCUUGUUUUUCUUGUGCACAACAUUAUCUGCUUCUCUGAGGCUUAUAUUGUGAGUUGGCAGGGCUUUACAGUCUUAUCAUUGGUUAUUUUGCAGUGUUUUGCAUUGAGCUUAUUUUCAAUUAGGUUACUACAACUAUUAAUAAUAUUUUAACUAUGUUUUGCAAUAUUUUUUGAAAAUUGCCGAUUGUUAAUUUGAUAUAAACCGCUAUGAUAACAUCACAAAUCUUUAUCUUUUCAGAAUCGUCAAAGAACAUUCCCUGAGGCACUUGGAUGACAUUUGGCUGGUUGACUUGAGUAAUUUGUUGAUGAAUGCCAACGCUAUUACCAUGCCCGUCGUAUGUUUCAUCUUUACUCGUGGUUUCCGCGAUUUGUUCUUUGUUAUACGAUACCCGAUCAAUGGUGCUUGUCCUAGACGGUUCUUAUCAUCGAGUUUGAGGAAGAAGUCGAAUCAACUCCUACAACCACUGGCUGUCUAA